Molecule: messenger RNA, 750 nt
Organism: Trichoderma reesei QM6a
Lineage: Eukaryota; Fungi; Ascomycota; Sordariomycetes; Hypocreales; Hypocreaceae
Exons: 2
Coding region: 1-750 (249 amino acids)
Biological process (GO): dephosphorylation; thiamine diphosphate metabolic process; thiamine metabolic process
Molecular function (GO): thiamine triphosphate phosphatase activity; magnesium ion binding
Source: RefSeq, a predicted model, not a curated record
AUGCACGGGCCACAGUUAUUCCGUCUCCUCAGCUGGAAUGUGAAGCCUGAAUCCUUCCCGUCUGUUUCACCUUCUGCCAACCAGAAGCUCGUACCAAAGCAUCAGGCCUCGCCCAUGGCUUCCCGACGCCUCCCAAAGACGUGCAUCCUCGAAGUCGAGAGAAAGUUUCGCUCGCUCGCAGUCCCCCAACUGACGCAAUAUGGCGGCCUCCCUCACUUCAAAAGCCUCAAAACGCUCCCGGUCAAAGUGAUCCACGACGCCUACUACGACAAGGACAAACUCCUCUCCCAGUCUGGAGCCUGGAUUCGGAAGCGAGACGACAUCUGGGAGGCAAAGCUCAAAAAGGGCGGAAGCUUCCUGAACUCGAGAUUCGAGGAACUCAGCAGCAUCGAGGCGAUAUCGGCAUACAUUCGGCGCCAUACCGGCAUCAACGAGUCAGAGUCUCGAAACUUUGGCCUGGAGCCCAUUGCCGUCUUCACCACCACGCGCAAUACCUGGAUUGCUGACGAGGAGUUCCGGAUUGUGCUGGACAAGAUGGACUUUGGACACGAGGUUGGCGAGGUCGAACUGCAAAAGACUCUGCUCGGCGUCGAUGGGCACGACCCGACUGAGCAGCAGAAGCAAGCCGAGAUGCAGCUCAUGGACGAGAGGAUUGUUGACUUCAUGAAGACGUAUGCGUGGGCGUUUACCCUGGGUGCAACGGGAAAGGUGACGGCGUACUUUGAGUGGAAGCGCAAAAACGGUGUCUGA